Messenger RNA from Blastomyces dermatitidis ER-3, 251 nucleotides. RefSeq lists its product as uncharacterized. The transcript has a single exon. Lineage: Eukaryota; Fungi; Ascomycota; Eurotiomycetes; Onygenales; Ajellomycetaceae. The record is from RefSeq and is a predicted model, not a curated record. The annotation marks the transcript as partial.
AUGCACUUCAUGAUUCAGAAUAUUGAGAAGACAGCUCUACUCUCUGAGCAUGUCAAUCUGCUUACUGCUGAGAUGGAACCUGAGACAGCAGAUCAGAAAAUGCAGGAUUUUGAGAUACAGAUUGACCUGGCUGAGAGGAAGCAGCAGAAACCCUUCUCUGAGAAGACAGUGAAGAGAGAUUUUGAGAUGAUUAUUAUCUCAGAUGAGAAGAAGGAGAAGAAGAAGAAGAAGAAGAAGAAGAAGAAUGAGAA